Molecule: messenger RNA, 1815 nt
Organism: Triticum turgidum subsp. durum (durum wheat)
Lineage: Eukaryota; Viridiplantae; Streptophyta; Magnoliopsida; Poales; Poaceae
Source: the annotation of a GenBank genome assembly
AUGGCCGGCGGCGAGGGGGCUGCGGCAGUGAUGUGCACCCCGGCGUUCGUGGGGCGGGUGCUGCGCAGCCGGUGGUACGUGGUGUUCGCGUCCAUGGUGGUGAUGGCGGCGUCCGGGUCGACCUACAUCUUCGCGCUCUACUCCAAGGAGCUCCGGUCUGUGCUGGGGUACAACCAGCAGACGCUCAACACGCUCGGCUUCUUCAAGGACCUGGGCACCAACGUCGGCGUCGUCUCCGGCCUGGUGCAGCAGGUGGCGCCCACCUGGGCCGUGCUCCUCAUCGGCGCCGGCAUGAAUUUGGCGGGGUACCUCAUGGUGUACCUAGCGCUGACUGAGCGCACGGCGGCGCCGCCCGUCUGGCUCAUGUGCAUCUACAUGUGCGUCGGCGCCAACGCGCUCACCUUCUCCAACACCGGCGCGCUCGUCGCCUGCGUCAAGAACUUCCCCGAGAGCCGCGGCAUCGUCAUCGGCCUGCUCAAGGGCUUCGUCGGCCUCAGCGGCGCCAUCUACACGCAGCUCUACCUCGCCAUCUACGGCGACGACGCCAAGUCCCUCGUCCUCCUCAUCGCAUGGCUCCCCGCCGCCGUCUACAUCUUCUUCGUCCACACCAUUCGCGUCCUGCCCUACCGGCGACGCGCCGAGGGCGAUGAGCCCAACAGCAAGCCCUUCUUCUGCUUCCUCUACAUCUCCAUCGCGCUCGCCACCUACCUCCUCGUCAUGAUCGUGGUGCAGAAGCAGGUGCCCAGCUUCUCCCACGCCGCCUACGCCGUCGGCGCCACCGUGCUCCUCCUCAUCCUCUUCCUCCCCCUCGGCGUCGUCAUCAAGGAGGAGUACGCCGCCGUCUCCCAGCUCGAGGAGUCUCUCCAGCAGCCGCCGGCCAUCGCCGUCGAGGAACCAGCUGCAGCAAGCACGAAGAAAGAGGACGACGAGCCGUCGUGUGGUAUGAAGGGCUGCUUCACCAACAUGUUCAAGCCGCCGGCGCUGGGGGAGGACUACACCAUCAUGCAGGCGCUGGUGAGCGUGGAGAUGCUGGUGCUCUUCGUCGUGUCGGUGUUCGGCAUCGGCGGCACGCUCACGGCCAUCGACAACAUGGCGCAGAUCGGCCAGUCGCUGGGCUACCCGCACAAGAGCAUCAACACCUUCGUCUCCCUCAUCAGCAUCUGGAACUACGCCGGCCGAGUUGGCGCCGGCUACAUGUCUGAGUUCUUCGUUGCCCGGUACAGGUUCCCGCGGCCGCUGGCACUCACGGCCGUGCUCCUCUUCUCCUGCGUCGGCCACCUCCUGAUCGCCUUCGGCGUGCCGCAGUCCCUCUACGCCGCGUCGGUGAUACUUGGUUUCUGCUUCGGCGCGCAGUGGCCGCUGCUCUUCUCCAUCAUCUCCGAGGUCUUCGGCCUCAAGUACUACUCCACGCUCUUCAACUUCGGCUCCGCGGCCAGUCCCAUCGGCGCCUACGUGCUCAACGUGCGCAUCGCCGGCCGCAUGUACGACGCCGAGGCCGCCAGGCAGCACGGCGGGCACGCCGCCGCCGUCGGCGACAAGAUCUGCAAGGGGGUGAUGUGCUUCAAGCACGCGUUCCUCAUCAUCACGGGGGUCACGCUCGCCGGCGCGCUCGUCUCGCUCGUGCUCGUGUGGAGGACCAGAAACUUCUACAAGGGUGACAUCUAUGCCAAGUUCAAGGUGGCGCCCGUCGUCGCAGCCGCCGAUUAUCAAGGAGGGGAGACGGUGGAGGGCAGCGUCGUUACAGAGGAGGACGAGGCAAAGAAGCAGGGGAAGAACAAGAAACUGCAGGAGGUCAACAAUGACGAGUUCAAGUGA